AUGGCUUCUUUCCAUCUCCUAUCCUUACUGUUCUUCACUUCCUAUGCCUUGAGUUCCAUCAGCACUAGCACUACCAUUGCUGCUGAAGACCAAGCUAAGGCUCUCCUCAAAUGGAAAGCUAGUCUCAACAACCAAAGCCAAUCUAUUCUCCAUUCAUGGACACUGCUUGAUCCUAAUGCCACCAAUUCCUCUCUGCGAUCUGACCCAUGCAACAGUUGGGAUGGAAUUGCUUGCAACCAAAGGGGAAGCAUAACUGAAAUUAACUUACCAAGGAUGGGCUUGCAAGGUAUGGUUAACAACUUCCCCUUUCCUUCACUUCCUUCCCUCACACGUCUGGAUCUCACUAAUAACACACUUCUUGGUAGUGUUCCAUCCAACAUUCCUAACAUUUCGAACCAAUUCAGUGGAUCGAUACCUUACCAAAUGGGAAGUUUGAAAAAUCUUACUGUUCUGACCUUGUUCUCCAACAACCUCUCUGGUUCCGUACCUGAAUCUUUACGUAAUUUGAGCAAUCUACAGCAGCUGUCUUUGAACCAAAACAAUCUCAUUGGUUCAAUCCCUGUAUCUAUAGGUAGUCUGCCACUAGGCCUAUGCAUGAGUGGAUCACCCGAAAACUUCACUGCAUUUAACAACCAUCUCACAGGUCUUAUUCUGAAGGGCUUCAAAAACUGCUCAGGCUUGGUUAGAGUUCAACUCGAAAAUAACCAACUUGUUGCAAACUUAUCAGAAGACUUUGGGAUUUAUGAGAAGCUGAAUUACAUUGAUUUGAGCAAUAAUCAAUUGCAUGGUGAACUUUCAUCAACCUGGGGACAGUGCCAAAACCUGCAAGCUCUACAGAUGGCUGGGAACAAUAUUACUGGCAAGAUACCUCCAGAGCUUGCGAUGUUAACUCAACUGGGUAAACUUGACCUUUCUUCAAAUUACCUGGUAGGAGAAAUUCCUAAGGAAUUUGGUAAGUUGACAUCUUUUCUAGAUCUCACUCUGAGUAGUAACCAACUUUCUGGCAUUUUACCAUUAGAAGUUGGAAGGCUAUACAGCCUAACAAAUCUUGAUUUGUCAACAAACAGUUUCACUGGACAAAUACCAAAAGAAAUAGGGGAAUGCUCCAGCUUAUUAUAUCUUGAUUUAAGCAACAAAAAAUUUAAUGGAAGCAUUCCAUUUGAAAUUGGCAAUCUGGUUCACCUUCAACUUCUAUUAGAUCUUAGUCAGAACAGGCUCAUUGGAGAGAUACUGUCACAGUUUACAAAUUUAAGAAACUUGGAAAAGUUAAAUCUCUCCCACAAUCAACUCAUAGGUACCAUUUUUUCUGCAUUCAAUGGAAUGUUUAGCUUGACAUCCAUUGAUAUAUCUUACAAUGAGUUCGAGGGUCCACUUCCAAAAAACAGAGCCUUUCAAAAUGCUACGAUCGAAGCUUUGAGACACAACAAAGCAUUGUGUAGCAAUGUGAGUAGUCUGCAAUCUUGCAAAUCAUCCAUGUCAAAAGGACAAAAUGGAAAACCAAACCACAAAAUCCUGAUUGCUGUCAUGGUUCCAUUGUUAGCAAAUCUAUCAAUGGAUCAAGUAGUUGCAGUCAGAAAGCUUCACCAACCAUUACAGGAUGAAUGUGAGAAUGCCAACGUACAGGCAUUUAGAAAUGAGAUUUGUGCAUUGACAAAACUGCGACACCGAAACAUCGUUAAACAUUUUGGUUUUUGUUCAUUUGCAUGUCACUCCUUUUUGGUUUAUGAGUAUUUUGAGAGAGAAAGCUUGGCUAAGAUCCUCAAUAACAGCAAGCUUGCAUCAGAAAUGGAUUGGAUAAGAAGGAUUAAUAUUAUUAAAGGUAUGGCAAAUGCUUUGUCUUACAUGCACCAUGAUUGUUCACCACCAAUCAUUCACCGUGAUAUAUCAAGCGGCAAUAUUUUGUUGGAUGAAGAAUAUGAGGCUUGUCACUUGUGUGUCUGA
Macadamia integrifolia is the source of this 1941-nucleotide messenger RNA. Its product is annotated as probable leucine-rich repeat receptor-like protein kinase At1g35710. The record is from RefSeq and is a predicted model, not a curated record. Lineage: Eukaryota; Viridiplantae; Streptophyta; Magnoliopsida; Proteales; Proteaceae. Gene Ontology annotation, biological process: protein phosphorylation. Bases 1 to 1941 code for a protein of 646 amino acids. Gene Ontology annotation, molecular function: ATP binding; protein kinase activity; protein binding. The transcript has 4 exons.